Molecule: messenger RNA, 1297 nt
Organism: Orbicella faveolata
Lineage: Eukaryota; Metazoa; Cnidaria; Anthozoa; Scleractinia; Merulinidae
Product: CBY1-interacting BAR domain-containing protein 1-like
Biological process (GO): cilium assembly
Cellular component (GO): ciliary transition zone; ciliary basal body
Source: RefSeq, a predicted model, not a curated record
GCCCAAGGAUUGGGGACUGAGUACGAAGAUGAAGUCUGGCAUCGAAAGCCAACUGACUGGAUUUAAAAUACAUAACGGCAUCUUAUUCAUCACACGUUCAUCUUCGACUUCGUAGUUGGUCGCGCCUCAACAGAUUUCAACAUUUCUAGAUCUUUUCCUCAACUAAACAAUGUGGCGCUGACAACGAGACCGAUACAUGUCACAGUUUGUCUUCCGUAACGCAACAGAGAUUCAUUGACAUGCAAAUUUGAGGCAAAGUUGUCGCUGUGGCUUUGUUCGACUUUGCAUUGUCCUAAUUUGAAUAUGACAAGACGCACGCGACUUUGAAACGACAUUUUCGAACGACAAACACCUUACGACUGCCUCUAUGGUCUGUCCAUAUCGAUGGCCCGCCUGAACAGAGAAGAUCGAAAUUUAACGGGUUCACUACCUGAUUUAAAAGCUUCAGUAAAGGCCACAGAGCACCAAACCAAAGUUGUCGACAGAAAGAUAUUCGUUGUUGAAACCCAUUUCCCGAAACUCGCAGCUAUGCUUCAACGAUACGCAGUGGGAACAGCGAAAUUACGCGACAAAGGAGACGAGCUUUCAAAAACAAUAACGGCUUAUGCUGAAGAAGAAUCGCCGUCAAUGAAACAAGGGUUAAUGACUUUGUCCGAAUGUCUAUCGGCCAUUCAAGAUCAACGAGACGCUGAAGUCAGUCGACUAGAAGGGAAACUAGUUCAAGGUUUCAGCGUGUACGACACAAAAUGCAAGCAAGCGAGGAAUGACGUCAGGGUCAGUUCUUCGCUCUGCACGAGAGAGGUGAAAUCAUUUGAGAGCCUCGAAAAAGCCCAGAUGAAAUCCACAGACCGAACAAGAAUUGCGAGAGCACAGGCAGAAUUUCAGAAGGCGUCUGGCGAAGCGAAUCGUUCCCUGCGGGUUCUACGCGAACAAAUGAACGAGUUCGAAAGCCAAAAAAUGCGAGAUGUUAAACAGAUUUUAUCGGAGUUCGUGGUUGGUGAAAUGGAGCUCUUAGCCCGGUCUAUGGAGUUGUAUACCCGCGCUUAUCAAGGCUUGAUGAAUAUAAGUGAAGAUGAUGAUUUAGGAGAGUUUAACAAAUCCAUGACUUUCAAACCACCCCAAUGGGGGUCGGCUCCAACUUUGUCCAACGUUGGACGAUACAAUAAUGCAAAUGCUAUGGAUAACAUGCUGGAAGAGGUCGAAGAUGAAAGCGACGACUUAAAUCGUACAAUGUAAAUACAAGUUAUUAACAGAAAAAGCAUUAGGAAACAUUAUUUAUCUUAAAAUUAAUGCAUGU